UGCUAAGACAACUCCUGUUAUUCCUGCUGCUGGGGAAGCUCUCCACUGGACAUGAGUACUACUCUUCUACAGAGGAGAUGGAAGAUCUUAUGAUUGUGGAUCAGACCCUCAUGCUGAACUUUGCCAGAUACAUCAGGGAAGAGAUAAAACACAUACACAAACUAAACAGAGUGCUGAAGGUCUUGCGGGGCCUCUCUGUUGACCAGCCAAGUGACCUCAGCAACCCCAUCACAGCCUACCAGCUGGUGAACCGAAUCAAAUGGAAGUUUAAUGACAUAGUGAGGUACACCCAACAGAGGCCCUCAGACGAUUUUCUGGAGGCCCUGUCCUCUACACUUAAAGACCUCCCAGAGCAGAAGGAGGUGGACAGAGUGGCACUGGGCCUCAUCAGACUGCAGGAGAUCUACAGGCUAGAGCCGCAAAGCAUCAUGGGACAUGGCCUGGCAGGUACGAAGCAGGCCUCCAGGUUACACCCAGACGAGUGUUUCCACGUGGCUAAGGUGGCGUACGAGAAUCAGAAGUUCCAGCUGGCCUGUCUGUGGCUGCAGGAGUCGUACCAACUCCUGCAGAAAGGGAAUGCAGCCAGGGUCUCCAUCAGUGAUGUGAGGCUUCUUUUCGCCUCGUCAGCCUUCAGCCUGGGGGACUUUGACACGGCCAUUGACCUCACCGAGCAGGUGGUGGACGAGGAUCCAGCUAAUGAAGAGGCCCUGCUCCAGCUGCUGAGGUACCGGCUCCACAGAGUCACCCAGCCGAUCUUCUUUAGGACCAUUGACCUUUUUACGAUACCAGAACCAUCCAACAUGUCCUAUGUGGCCCUGUGCAGAAGUCAGCGCAGCAGAAUGACCCCCCACAGACAGAGGGCGCUGUUCUGCAGAUACAGCACUGCAGGGGGGAACCCUCGCCUCAUGUACGCCCCGGUGAAGGAGGAGGACGAGUGGGAUCACCCAAGAAUCGUCCGCUACCACGACUUCCUGUCUGAACAGGAAAUGGACAUGAUAAAGAUGAUGGCCAGGCCUGAGCUUUCACGAUCCGAAGUUGUUAAUCUUGAAAAAAACGCAUAUGUUACGGAAAACCGUGUUUCUAAAAGUGCAGUGUUAUAUGAUGUCAUCGACCCGUCAGCCUCUCGCAUCAGUCAAAGGAUUGCUGACAUCACCAGUUUGGACAUGGGGACAGCGGAGAACCUCCAGGUCCUUAAUUAUGGAGUUGGGGGUCAUUUUGGUCCCCACUAUGAUGCAGGAGAAGGGAUACGAGAUGAAAGGGGUGACAGGAUUGCUACUGUGUUGAUCUAUCUGAGUGACGUGGAGGUGGGUGGAGCUACAGUGUUUCCUGAAGUUGGAGCUGCAUUACAGCCAAUUAAGGGAUCAGCUGUCAUGUGGUUCAACCUGCUGCAGAAUGGAGAGGUGGAUGACCUCUCUCUGCACUCUGGCUGUCCCGUGUUCAAAGGCAAUAAAUGGGUCGCCAACAAAUGGGUACGAGAACGAGGGCAAGAGUUCCGGAGGAGGUGCUCCUUAAACCCUUGGGAAUGAUACCAUACACACAAGCAGGCACACACACACACACACCAGAGUUUCCGCUAGAAAAAAAAUGGUGCCGAUCAAAGUGACCGGCAGAAGUUUCGCUUUCCGGACAUUUUGAUGAUAUGCCUAUUAUCCCUACUACGCAGCAUCCAGCACGAAUGGGUUAAACCCUAUGCUAUAGACCUUUUAUUAUUUUCUUAUUUCAUCAC
Molecule: messenger RNA, 1726 nt
Organism: Alosa alosa (allis shad)
Lineage: Eukaryota; Metazoa; Chordata; Actinopteri; Clupeiformes; Clupeidae
Exons: 14
Coding region: 78-1526 (482 amino acids)
Biological process (GO): peptidyl-proline hydroxylation to 4-hydroxy-L-proline
Cellular component (GO): endoplasmic reticulum
Molecular function (GO): protein binding; iron ion binding; L-ascorbic acid binding
Source: RefSeq, a predicted model, not a curated record